CCCUGUGGACAAGGCCGACGUCACCAUGAUCAGUGGUUUGACUGUUAACCGAGAGAAUGACUCUCUCAGUGUUGGGAGUGAGCCGGAGGGCGCAGGAGGGACUGCAGCUCGGAGGAAGUGGAUCCGGCCAGAUCUGCCCAGCAGAUGCACCUGGAGACUGGGCGCACCGAUUUCAGAGUCCCCUCACAGACACCCAGCUCGCACCAAGCCCACCAGCAUCCUCCCCAACAUCCUUGAGAAAAUUGGACACACGCCCCUGGUUCGCUUGAACAAAAUCCCCAAGGAGUUUGGGCUCAAGUGUGAAGUUUUGGCCAAGUGUGAGUUCUUCAGUCCCGGAGGCAGCGUCAAAGACAGGAUCGCCCUGCGGAUGGUGGAGGACGCUGAGAGAGCCGGGGUCCUCAAACCUGGAGACACAAUCAUCGAGCCCACGUCCGGGAACACAGGUAUCGGCCUCGCCCUCGCCGCUGCAGUAAAAGGCUACCGCUGCAUCAUCACCAUGCCUGAGAAGAUGAGCAAGGAGAAGGUGGACGUGCUGAGAGCUCUCGGGGCAGAAAUUGUGCGCACGCCCACGUCUGCGGCUUUCGACUCACUGGAAUCUCACAUAAGCGCGGCCUGGCGUCUAAAGCACGAGAUCCCCAACUCGCACGUCCUAGACCAGUAUCGCAACGCCGGCAACCCCCUUGCUCAUUAUGAUGGCACAGCUGAGGAGAUACUGGAGCAGUGUGACGGUAAACUGGACAUGUUGGUGGCCGGAGCUGGCACAGGUGGAACGCUCACAGGUGUCGCUCGAAAGCUGAAGGAGAGGUGUCCCAAUGUCAAGAUAGUUGCUGUGGAUCCUGAAGGCUCGUCCCUGGUUGGAUCUGAAGAAAAGCAUGAAAAAAAUAUUGCCUAUGAAGUGGAGGGCAUUGGAUACGACUUCAUCCCCACAGUGCUGGACAAAUCCCUUGUUGACAUGUGGUACAAAUCGGGCGACAUGGAGACGUUCACCAUGUCGCGCAGACUGAUCAGAGAAGAGGGUCUUCUGUGCGGGGGCAGCUCGGGCUCAGUGGUGGCGGCUGCAGUGAAGAUGGCUCGAGAGCUGGAGGAGGGACAGAGAUGUGUGGUCAUCCUGGCCGACUCCGUCCGCAACUACAUGUCAAAGUUCCUCAGCGAUCAGUGGAUGUGUGAGAAGGGCUUCGUCCUCACACCAGAAGCUCCGAUGGAAAACAAACCCUGGUGGUGGAACCAGACGGUCCAGAGUUUACACCUGUCCGUCCCCCUCACGGUCUCACCAUCCGUGUCCUGCCAGAAAGUGGUGGAGAUCCUGAAGGAGAAGUCGUUCGACCAGGCCCCGGUCAUCAGUGAGUCAGGUGACAUCCUGGGGAUGGUGACUCUGGGAAACAUUCUGUCCUCUGUGUUUUCGGAGAAGGUCAAACUUUCGGAUGCUGUCAGCGCGCUGCUCUGCAAGGACUUCAAAAAGGUGCAACUGACAGACAACCUGGGGAAACUGUCUCUUAUCCUCCAGACGGACAAAUUCGCUCUGGUGCAGCGCGACCACACUCAGUAUGUGGCUAAUGGAUCGGUUUGUCAGAAGCAGAUGGUGUUUGCCGUCGUGACGGCGAUUGACCUCCUUAACCACAUCACCGCACACGAAGGGAUCGAUCGCUAGUCGCCCGAAAGCUCAAUCUCAGAUGGCACGUCUCUGCAGCACAUUGCAGAUCAGCUGUAGUGUAAACAAGUGAUAUUUUUCCUCGCUGUCAUGGAGAGGCCGACACAAAUCUAUGAUCCACGUUACAAUGAUCACAGUCGACGUGGUUUAUUUUGAGUUCAUCACAUAGAGAGCCACUAUUUAGCCCUAUUAAAAAGUCUGCUGCAUAUUUUUAAAAGUUUUCCUGAUGCGUUCGCUGCGGAUGAGAGUCACAGCCUCAUCGUGGAGAAGUUUUAUCAGUAAGAAAAAAAAAAUAGCAAAACAUCAGCUUAAAUCUUUUUUUUAAUCUGUCCGAUGAUUAUGUAAAGUGAUUAUCAUGAUUUAUAGCUUACGAGUGUUGACGUGAAAUGAUGUGAAAUCCGGUAGAAAGGAGACAAUUCUCAUUAAUUUUUUUCUCAUAUAUUGCAGAUAUAGGUCCUGUUUUUCACCCAGUGCAGUUUUAAAUGAAAUUGAAUAUUAUACAUAAACAUAAAUGAUGAUGCCUUGA
Mugil cephalus (flathead mullet) is the source of this 2174-nucleotide messenger RNA. RefSeq names its product cystathionine beta-synthase b (gene cbsb). Lineage: Eukaryota; Metazoa; Chordata; Actinopteri; Mugiliformes; Mugilidae. Gene Ontology annotation, cellular component: cytoplasm. The record is from RefSeq and is a predicted model, not a curated record. The transcript has 14 exons. Bases 26 to 1648 code for a protein of 540 amino acids. Gene Ontology annotation, molecular function: cysteine synthase activity; cystathionine beta-synthase activity.